This is a messenger RNA of Corticium candelabrum, 381 nucleotides long. RefSeq names its product fibroblast growth factor receptor 4-like. The transcript has 6 exons. Gene Ontology annotation, biological process: multicellular organism development; protein phosphorylation; cell surface receptor protein tyrosine kinase signaling pathway. The coding region runs from base 1 to 381 and encodes 126 amino acids. The record is from RefSeq and is a predicted model, not a curated record. NCBI's taxonomy places the organism in Eukaryota, Metazoa, Porifera, Homoscleromorpha, Homosclerophorida, Plakinidae. Gene Ontology annotation, molecular function: ATP binding; transmembrane receptor protein tyrosine kinase activity. Gene Ontology annotation, cellular component: signaling receptor complex; plasma membrane.
AUGGGAACUGAACAUUGCGAAAUACCGGCAAAAUGGUUGUCUCACGAGGCAAUGAUGCAUAAAGUCUACACGGAAGCUAGUGAUGUGUGGUUGUUUGGGAUCGUGCUGUGGGAAAUAGCCACUCUUGGUGGUUCUCCAUAUCUCAGUAUUCCUAUUUCAAGGUUGUAUGAUCUUCUCGUUGGGGGUUAUCGUAUGAGUUGGCCUGUGAAUUGUCCUCGUAAUCUUCAUAGCUUAAUAAUUCGUUGUUGGAAAGCUGAAGCAAGUGAAAGGCCCACUUUUGUGGCUCUCGUGACAUUGCUUUCUGAUCCGAUAAAAGAAACGAAAUACUCACCGGUUGACGGUUCACAAUUUACUGACUGUGAUAGUGAAGUUUGCAACUAG